AUGGAUCCAGAACAGCUUUCCGUCAGGGGAGUAUUCCCUGGAGAACAGGCAUUCCAACAGGCGGAGAAUAGACCAUCUGGCCGUGGAGAGCCAAGAGAUGCACCACGUGGUCUUCAUGAGAACGCAGAAAAACCUUUGCCACCAACCUAUGAGUCUCAAGAGCCGUUGCUACGUGGGAGGACUGCAAGCUCAACACAUAGCGCGGACGGUGAUGGCCCUGUUGACGAAAUGACUGUCCGUGGUGCUUACCGACCGCCACGGGGCUUGAAUGGGCGUUGCGAGCAGUCAACUGGAGGGGCCAUGGACUCAAUCCAAGAGAUUGCCAAUCCUCCGAAGACUGUCUCACCUUCAUCCAGUGGCCGUGAACUGAUGGGCCAUGAUAUGGCAGACUUGCAGCAGCGUGGCAGCGCUGAAACAACACAGACUACCAACCCAAACUCGCAGUGGAGGUGGAUCCAGGGUGUGUUUUCCUUCAACAAGAGGGAUGACUUAGAUAGCACGCCGGAGCCGACCUUGGAAGGGGAUGGCAGUUCUUUGCUUGAUAAGGAGAAUUUAUUAGGGGCUUCUGGGUCAUUGGGCGCUUCUGGGUCACUGGCGACGGCUGGGGGUGGCCCUGCAUUGGCUACAGGACUUCCAGGGUCAGUUGCAGGUACCGCGUCCAGAAGCCUGUCUCCGUCGACGGUGCUGUCAGAGAAGCAAGGGCAUCCAGGGGAAGACAGUGUUACUGUGCAGGCGAGGGCAGCCACGGUGACAGUGGCGGGUGUGGUGCAGAAAAUGCCAGGUGGACCAGAAGGGCACCUCAAGGAAACAAAAUCUGUGCCUGGCGUCUGGAUCAAGUCGGUAUGGGGAACAAGGCAGGAGGUGCAAGAGCUGGACCUUGCGAUCCAAAUGGCUUUGCAGGUGGAACAGAUUGAUACAGCCAAAUACUUUGCAAGAGAUUACACAGAAUUUCCUUCAGUGGCCCAUUACUAUGUGCACAUUCAUGAUGCCCUGGACAUGGAGGAAGUUGAUUUGCUGGCUAGCUUUGCUGGCCGCAUGGGAGAGGACCACCCUCUGGUGCAGGCAAUGAUGGAGAUCAUGGAGGAAGAUGGGGAAGGCGACGAUGCUCUCAUGAUGGACCCUCCUGAUGGCGGUGGGAUGUUGAAAGAAACACAAGGGAAGUCUGGUGACAUGGGUGUCUACAUUACUGAGUCUGGCAUGUUGAGGAGUGUACCUCCAGGGGGUCCGAGCCCAGUGGCGAAGCCACCAAAGAGGCACAGUGCCAGCGGACCAGAGGGGGAGGAUGCCAAGGCACCAGACAAGCGGAAAAAGGAAGCAGAGGGAGGGAGACCGAUGGCCCUUGUGCCUGGUAUGGACGACCUUGUCAACGAGAUCAGUGCAAUGAGCUGGCUGUCUAAAAGGAAGCCCUGGAAGCCUGGCCAGCCCAUAGUCGACGACGAGAAGGAGACUGGGCCUACGAAGGCGUCUAGGAAACGGAGCAAGUCCAGAGGGAGCGCAGGCCCAGCAUAUGGCCAGUCGCCGGCCCUGCAAGCUUCACUCUCAUCUGCAGCUUCACGGGGUUCUACAUCAGCCCAGACCUCCUCACCAAACAGGCAGCCUGCAGCGCAGGAGCCAAAGGCAAAUGCCCCCCCAAGCCCGCCAGCCCGUGUGACGCCCCUGGAGCCACAGGUGGCCCCUCCGAAAACCCAGCCCAAAUCCAAGUAUGGCGCUCCUGAGGCCCAGAAUGUUGCUAGUGAGGUCGCCACGGACACCCAUGUGCAUUAUUAUGGGAACCCAGGAGCGCGUGAUGCCAAAGAGAGCAGGGGGUUGCUUGACAUAAUAUGCUGCAGGAGGCCGCUGGUGGAUGAAGAGUACUGA
Molecule: messenger RNA, 1857 nt
Organism: Ostreobium quekettii
Lineage: Eukaryota; Viridiplantae; Chlorophyta; Ulvophyceae; Bryopsidales; Ostreobiaceae
Source: the annotation of a GenBank genome assembly